Molecule: messenger RNA, 6960 nt
Organism: Lagopus muta (rock ptarmigan)
Lineage: Eukaryota; Metazoa; Chordata; Aves; Galliformes; Phasianidae
Gene: YAF2
Product: YY1 associated factor 2
Exons: 4
Coding region: 197-739 (180 amino acids)
Biological process (GO): positive regulation of DNA-templated transcription
Cellular component (GO): nucleus
Molecular function (GO): transcription coregulator activity; DNA binding
Source: RefSeq, a predicted model, not a curated record
UGGCGGCGGGGGGACACGUGAGGGAGGAGGGGGCGGCGGCGGCGGCGGCAGGAGUUUCCCCGACAGCUGGAGGUUGCGGCGGUGGCUCCUCCUCCGCGGGUCCCCGUUAGAGGCGAGAGACCCCCGCGCUCCUCCUUAUUGACAAAUACACAAAGGGCCGCGCCGGGGCCGGGCCGGGGACGCGUCUGGAGGCGGCAUGGGAGACAAGAAGAGCCCGACCAGGCCGAAGCGGCAGCCGAAACCCUCCUCGGACGAGGGCUACUGGGACUGCAGCGUCUGCACCUUCCGCAACAGCGCCGAGGCCUUCAAGUGCAUGAUGUGCGACGUGAGGAAGGGCACCUCCACACGGAAACCUCGACCCGUCUCUCAGCUGGUUGCACAGCAGGUUCCUCAGCAAUUCGUGCCCCCUACACAGUCAAAGAAAGAGAAAAAAGACAAAGUAGAAAAGGACAAAAGUGAAAAGGAAACAACUAGCAAAAAGAACAGUCAUAAGAAAACCAGGCCACGAUUGAAAAAUGUGGAUCGAAGUAGUGCUCAGCAUUUGGAAGUUACCGUUGGAGAUCUGACGGUCAUAAUUACAGACUUUAAGGAGAAGACUAAGUCACCACCUGCUUCCAGUGCUGCGUCUGCAGAUCAACACAGUCAGAGCGGCUCUAGCUCUGAUAACACAGAGAGGGGAAUGUCCAGGUCAUCUUCACCCAGAGGAGAAGCGUCGUCACUGAACGGGGAAUCUCAUUAAAGUUUAUUUCCUCCAGUUUCUUUAGUCUCUUCUCUUUACAACAUGCAAAUACGUAACUUCUGCCACCUGUUGCCACAUUUUCAUGACAGAUUAUCCAUGCACAAUUGGUAUGUUUACUGAAACAUAAUUUAUGCAGUUUAGAAAGAAGAAGAAAAUUGCAGUGGUAGAAAUAAUUUAAAUGCAAUCUAAAAAUGCUUACGAAGCAUUUUCAGACCAACUGUUUAAUCUUUGUGUGUAAAGGUGCCAUGAAAAUGUGGUUUGAAUGUUCAUACACAGUGUUACUGGUAAGUCCAUCUUCACUUUUAGUUUAGUGAAUUCUAACAACUCUUGGAGUCUCUACUAUUGGCAUGUACUGAAUUUAAAUUUUUAUAACAUAGUUCAAGCUGCCUAAAUAUGUAUUAUCUGAAAAUUGUGAAACAUAGUUAUAUGUAUGCAAGUCAAAGAUCAACUUAAUCAACUAUUGCUGCAACAGAAUUUUCGUAAUAAUUAUCUUAAAAACACCUGCUGGUACUUGGUGUGGUUAAAUAGGAAAAUGUUAUUAAAUAAAACAUUUGUAUGAAUUUUUGCCAAUGUUUGACACAUUUUACUAGAUUACUGUUAAUGAAUUAUGUUAAUGGUUUUACCAAUAUUUUUUCACACUUAAAACACUUAUUGAAAUGUUUACAAGCAAAUACAAAAAAAAAAAGUAAAUCCAUUCUAGACAUCAAUUGGUUAACUCUACAGUUCAGGAAAACUCACUGUCACUAUACACUGGUAUUCUACGUUUAACCUCACACGACAGCAUUUGGCAAAACUAACAUUGGGAAACACAAAAGUUUGGUAAAGCUUUAAAAAUUACUGAAGUACAGUUUUUGUUUCUGCUUAGUGCUGUUCCCCUGCCCCAGAUUUACCUAGUGUCAUAUAAUCAGUUACCAUUUCAUUACAGAAAUACCAGAUGUUGCACAAGAAUAAGGAAAUAACAAUACUAUUACUAUUCUUUUUUUUUAAUUUUGGAUCAACCUCUUUUUAUUUUGAUUUGGCCUAUUAGAAAAUAUUAUGUCAUAAAUGAUGUGUAAAAACCCCACAGUAUCCUACUUUAUGGCAUAAACUGUCAAUAUUUUAUGCACUUAGCAAUAUACUGAUACAGAGCAGAACUAUUUACAGUCCCAUCUGGUAUUAUGUAAAAUUACCAAUAAAAUAUUUUUGUGAAUACAGAUUUUUGCAUUUUUGUUUACAGCCAAUAAGUGUUUUGAUAUACACACAUCCAAUCCAUGUAUAGAUUGAAAUUAUAUAUUUGGUUGAGUACAAAAGUCCAUUUAGCUCCUUUCAGUGAGAUGGUCCACUUACACUCCUGUGAUUCUUUACUUUUCUUUUUUUUUUUUUUUUUUUUUUUCAUUCAAAAUACAUAAGUUUAAGCCAAUGUAAAAGUUGAAUGGACCUUUCUGGUAGUGAAUCCUAAAUUAUUCCCAACAUGUGGUACAUCUUCAUAACAGCUAAAAGAAUGGAUUUUUGUAGCCCCUGACAAUUGUGAUGUUUGGUGGUUUCUUGUAGUAAUGUAUUUUUCUGUUUUUAAUGCAGUACUUCUACAGGCACAAUAGUACUGUUCUAUUUUGUAAGAUGCUAGUUGUGAAAUACAGUUAGUUGCAUAAAAUGAAAGUCUGAUGUGAUAUCUGAGAACAUACAUACCUCAUUCCUUGGUGUUGCUAUUUAAACUUUUUAGACAUCAAAUGUUAAUUAUAGGCUAUUUCAGGUAGAUAACUACUGACCUGUUUAUUAUGUAUUCUGCUUUAUCUUACUAAAUAGGAUGUCUGUUCAUUGCAGUUACUUGGCCAAAUCUUAGUAUCUGUAAAAAAAAAAAAAGAAAAAAAGAAAAAAAAAAAGAAAGAAAAAGAAAAAAUGAAGAAAAAAAAAAGCAUUUCAAGAUUCUUAAAUGUUUUUGGGGCUGGGCUGUUGUUCUGAAUAACAUAUACUAGUUUUUAGGAAAAAAAAGUACAUGCUUCUCAAAUUUAUUUUUUUAUGUUUUAUUUUUAGGUGGGAGUAUACUGGUGUAAUGGAUUACAAGAGAGCUGAAACUGUUUAAGCAGUGUAAUGGUAGAAUCACAUAGCAAGAUGUGUCAUGAAAUGUGUUUCUGGUUUAAAUUGUAAUGAAUGCUAACACAUUUCAGUAUUCCUUGCAAACUAAUAAUAAUCUAUUGCCAGUAGUUCACUAAGUGGGAUAUUUAUUUUCAUUUAACAUUAUGUGAAUAGACCACCCAGCACUACCAACAAGGGGUCUCUUUGUAUCUUCAGAAAUAAGUAGCCAUUUGGUUUGGAAGUAAGGGAGGAUGGAGGGGACUUCAGUACGUUUCAACUGUCUCUAGAGAAUAAUCUCAUGAAUGUGGUACAAGUAUAGUCAAAAAGAAUGCAGAAAAGUCUUAUGGAAAUUGCUGUUCUUUAUGGAAUAAGAACAGAAAUGCAAUUUCUGACUACAGAUAUAACAGAUGAAAGGCAGGACAGCUAGGAUCUAAAAUUUGAGCUGUGGUGGUUCUAACUGAAAUACUGUAUAGCCAGUGUUUACGUUGGCAAUGAUACCUGCUUUGGCAUUAAACAAAGUUAAGAUAAUUUUUGUCUGUUUGUGAUUAAAGGGAUGUGACAAUACUGACAGCACAGUAGACAAAAUUCUAAGUAGAAUAUGGCAAUUUGUUCAUAAUGUUCUAAUUUAAAUGAACUUCAUUUUCAUAAUUUCUAAGUAAUUUUGACUUGCAGUAAUCCUAAGAUUUUUUUUUAAGUGUAAAUAUAUUUAAAAGCAUCUUUACUCCAUUUAUGAAAGGUGAAAAUUUAAUGUUGUAAUGUAUUUUGAUUAGCUAUUUUACUCUGUGACUGUUCUCUCCAUAAGAAUUGUUGUUUGUAAAAAUCUGUAUAUGCACCAGUCUUCAACAGCCAUACAUUCUGGGUUGCUUAUGAGGUGAUGAUGCAACAAAGGCAAGGGUGAUAAUAUUCCAUGUAAAUGAGUUCCUUUAUGUGCUGAUCGUCUGGCUUCAGUAAGGAAAAGGGGAAGGAAGUGGGGGAAAAUGGCCUAUAAUUAAUUCACUGCUAAAGUGUAUAACAGUUUGGUCCUUUAUCUUCCUAACUUUACCGCUCACUGUAGGUGGUGUAAGGAAAAGAUCACUGUUAGUAGACAGAUAUUUUCAUUUCUUCUCAAGUUAUGUUUGCAUCUCGGAAAGGAACAAAACUUGUUCUGCUUAGUUAGCAGGUUCAAGUAUGCUGUAUGAAGUCUUGAUUCUAACAGCAGUUAAAACAAAACUAAACAAAGAGAACCCUUCACCUCUCAAAGAUUCUCAGUAUUAAGGCUCUAAAUUAAGCCUGAAGUUUUAAAUUGAAGUUGAAAACUGUUUAAAGCUUCUCCAUAUAUUUCCUGUUUUGUAGCAGAUUGCAAAAUCUCAAAAAAUGUUUGGGGGUUAUAAUCUGUUCACUUCUUAAAAUACGAUGGAUAGGAUAUUUUUCAGUAGCCGUGUAAGACAAUACUUUUCAUAAUUUGUUUCCACGAGUUCUUUACAGUGGUCAGGCAAGUCUUCUCGACUAGAUAUGCAAUGGCUCUGCAUCUUAUGUUCUCUGGUUUUUCUCUCUCCUGUCUCAAAAGCACGAUGGUUUUGAGUUGCUGAUUGAUUGACUACUGCUUUGUUACACAGGAGGAAUUUGGCACUGAAUUGUCUAUUGUGUUCUUCCAUGUACAUCCAGCAUUCUUUAACCAUAUCUGCUUCUUUCUCUCUGUCACAUGCCUUUAGUUGACUCUGCUGUCAUUAGGGAGUCUUCCCUUCAGAUGUCAGAAACCAUGUGGAAAGGGAAGUGCAGAGAGUUUCUUCUCCAGCAGCAGCAAGCACUAUACUCAUAAGCUUGUCCUGUGCUAACUCAGGAAUAAGAUAGAUAAGGUACAAAGUGAAUGCUGUUUUUGGUGGUGGACCACUCGAGCAUAUUUUGCAAAAACAUUCUUCUGUUUUAAUGUUAAGAUUUGGUUGUGCUGGAAAUAGCAUUUGAGCUUUCAAAGGUUUUUCUUAACUGAAUUAUGCCCCCAACUUAUGACAGUGUUAGCUUCAAGGAGUAUAACCUCAUAAAUGGGCAAAACCUGUACCAUAAAAUCAGUCGAAUUGAGGAGAGCUUUGAUGAUUUUCUUUAGUACUGCCGAAAUUCUAACCAGGAGAUGGAGAUUUAAGAGAUUUUUCUGACACAGAUACUGAGUUUAGUUUGGUGUUAAAAAAAAAAAAAAUUAAAAAAUCAUGCUUUCAUACGAAUUUACAGGAUUUAACUAUUAAAAUAAAAAUGUACAAGUUAAUCACAUAUCAGUACUUCACAGAAAUUAUUGUAACUUCCUGUCUAGGUGGAUAUGAAUGGAGUAAAUGGUGCAACAGCAAAGAAUGGCUAGCAAAUGGUACUAUCCAACAGAAAGUGACUUGCCUUAGACUUUGUGCAGGAAGAUUGUGUUGUGUCUGUGGACAAAGCCUAGGAGCCCAUGUAUGCCCCUCGUUGCCGUUGGUUUCAAACAGUGAAAGAAAAUGCAUCCAACAAAAUAAAUUAGCUGCACAUCCUAGAGUCUUAUUUAUGCAGGAACUGUGUACAGUUGCUGUUUGAUCAUAUAGGUGAAAAAUACCUCCCUUGUAUAAUACUUAAUCCCUUGGAAGUUGAUUUCCAUCCUAAUCUUGCCCCUUUUAUUAUGGGAAAUAUAUGAAUGUCAUCCAAAAUAACUUGUUCUGUCCACUAACACAGGGGAUUGUUAAGAGUAGACAGUUUAAUGUGCACAAGAAGUUUUAGCUUUACUUUUAAGGAAUUCAGUAUGAAAGAUGAACAUCAAAAGCUCCAUAGCUCAAAUUAGUAUUCAUAAGUGUAGUGUAGUCACAAUUGAUUGCUGUGUCAUUUUGUGUUUGUAAAAGGCAAAAUGAUAAUCUAACCUAAUCACUCCUUUUUCCCCUAUGUUUGAAAAGAAAAUGACCAUCAGAGAUGAUACUUUUCUGAUAACACAAAUUUAAAGAAUUUUUCCAAGAUCCUGUUUGUUUGUUUUUCUUUUCUUUUUUUUGGAGGAGAGUAUGGUAUAUCUUGAUGGAGAUAGGAAUUUCCAAGCAAGAAAUCCUUCAGUAAUGUGUUUUCAGGAUCUGGCCCAGGUGGAAAAGAUACAUCUUUGCUUACACCAUUCUCUGUUUAUAAAUACUGAUAGUCAAAGUAGUCAAAGUGCUUGCAAAGUGAACAAGCUCCCUUAACAUUAAAAUCUUCAUUGUUGCUUGAGGCCAACUGAUCUCUAAUUUGCAGAGGACAUAUGAGAAGAUAAGGAAAAGAGCACGCUGAUCUGUUUUUGCAUAACCUGCUAACUGUGUGUCAUAAUGUACCUUGUGUGAAGAAGCAAAAGUGUACUUGAACAGAAUGUAUGUAAGCAGCACUGAUGGGAUCUGGCUCUCUAUUCCCUUCUCAAAUGCACCAGUCUACUAGCUGCAAAUUCUGCUGGUUCAGAGGUAGUCAUGGGUGCUUGAUUGGUCACUAAAGCAUCAGUUAGUUAAGGCAAAUCAGUGAUCAGGCCAAGAUUCUACUUUCUGAACAUCCACUUUGGGACUACAGAUAUCUAAACUGUAAUUGAUCCGCAAUUGAUACACAACUGCCAUCCCUGAGCAUGAAAUAAUCUGUGUCUAGCUGAUGCUUCUUUGCAGAGAAUAAAUCAGAGUGCUUCAGUGUGAAGCCCAGUUCUCUUACUGUAACAGCCUUCAGCUGUGAAUUAAUCUAACCAAGGAAAAUCUCUUGAGAUUACAUGUGUUUGUCUUACCUCUGAAGGGAAUGCAGAAUUCUGAUUCUUUCUGUCUUUAUUGAGGUACAUCUACAGGGUAACUGGAUGCAGUGAUUUUGAAAUAAUUUAAUACGUGACAUUUCUAAAUAGGAAAUGUACUGCUAUUCACAGUUUUUCAGCUGUAUCUUGGUUUCUGUAAGACUGUCAGUGCUAUAUGGAGCUUGGAGACCAUCUAUCAGUAUUGUCAGUCAUCCAUGUCUCUGCAUUAUUGACGUAGUGAAGAUAUUUUUGCUGAACAAACUUAGUCUAAUCCUGUAGCAUUCAAGCAUUCUGGUGGAGGUAGCUGGCUUUCUGGGAUGCCAAUACUGGUCUUCAUACCUAUAUUUCUGCAAAGGGUCUGAUUCUGUUGUGGGGCUUCCAAAUGCAGAGGAAUAAGCUAAAUGCUUUCCCACUGAUGGAGGUGUAACGCUGCUAGGUAACUAGAUCUGAAGGUUUUUUU